This is a messenger RNA of Rhagoletis zephyria (snowberry fruit fly), 3549 nucleotides long. Its product is annotated as calcitonin gene-related peptide type 1 receptor-like. Gene Ontology annotation, cellular component: plasma membrane. NCBI's taxonomy places the organism in Eukaryota, Metazoa, Arthropoda, Insecta, Diptera, Tephritidae. Gene Ontology annotation, biological process: cell surface receptor signaling pathway; adenylate cyclase-modulating G protein-coupled receptor signaling pathway. The record is from RefSeq and is a predicted model, not a curated record. Gene Ontology annotation, molecular function: calcitonin receptor activity.
UAGACAAGAAAUUUCAAUGGACACCAUAAAAAUUUAGGAAAAGUGAAGAUUAAAUAUUUGAGGCUGUUCGAAAACGAAUCAAUAAAGGAUUCAAGGCUAAAAGAAGCUACUUACAUCCAAACGUACCUCAUGGAGAAACACGUGCACUACAUACAUAAAUACAAACAUACCACAUACAUGUACUAACUAAAGCACACAGCCUUCAACACAUUCGAGAAAACAGCAGUCCACCAGCGCUGUCCAUAUAUCCUUGCAGUGACCUUAACACCUGCCAUCCUCGCCAAUGCUAAUGUACCAACGACGACAACAAAACCAACAAAAUUAGCUACAAAAUCACCAGCUUCAUAUCUACAAGCGAAUAAGCAAACAAAAGCUAAAACCCAAGCAAAAAAUGAAUAUCCUCUCCGGCAAAUCGCAGCUACUCGCCCACACUUUGUGUAUAGCUGGCUUAACAGCCGCCACUUCAGCGGCUACACACACCCACAAUGCAGAUAAUUUACUGGCAGCGCCAACAACAGCAACGGCAACAAGCAACACUUUAACGCUAGCAGCUAGAAUGUUGGCGGGCUUACCAACAUCCGCUGACAUUGUAGACUCAGCGAAAGCGGAUGUGGCGCCAGUUGAUGGUGUUGGUGGUGUUGGUGGUGUGCGAAACGUUGCCAGAGCGGAGAAUGAAAGCGCCGCGGCGGAGACGCAGCCGGAUAGUUUCGAAGUGUUGCGGAAUGAAUGCUAUGAGCGGCUGAAUAGCACCACAACAAAGUUUGCGGCAGGUGAAUUGUACUGCGCUGGCACUUUUGACGGUUGGCUCUGUUGGCCGGAUACAGCUGCUGGCACUUCCGCCUACGAACGUUGCCCGGAAUUCAUAUUCGGCUUCGAUCCGACAAGAAAUGCGCAUAAGGAAUGCGGCAGAGAUGGCGAAUGGUACAAACAUCCGGUGUGGAAUUAUUCUUGGACUAAUUACACGAGCUGUGUUAAUAUAGACGAUUUAGAGUGGAAGCACAGCAUAAAUAUUUUCUACGAAACCGGUUAUGGCAUAUCGCUGGUGGCAAUUUUACUUUCUCUCGCUAUAUUGAGCUACUUUAAGUCGCUAAAAUGUGCGCGCAUAACACUCCACAUGAAUUUAUUUACAUCCUUUGCAGCGAACAACUCACUUUGGCUGAUUUGGUAUUUGGUGGUGGUGCCCGAUACGGAGCUGCUGCAAAAAAGUCCGCCCACAUGUAUUGCGCUACAUAUAAUACUCCAUUACUUCCUGCUCACAAAUUAUGCAUGGAUGCUAUGUGAAGGCUUCUACUUGCACACAGUACUAGUGUCCGCAUUCAUUUCGGAGAAGAAGCUGGUGAAGUGGCUCAUAGCUUUCGGCUGGGGUUCGCCGGCAAUUGUCAUUUUCAUUUAUGGCUUGGCGCGCGGUCUCGGCGGUACAGGCGAUGAAAUAACACAUUGCUGGAUGAAUUCGACGCAUUUCGACUAUAUAUUCGUCGUACCUGUUUGCAUUUCCAUGUUCCUUAAUUUGCUAUUUCUAUGCAAUAUUGUGCGCGUUGUGCUGCUGAAGUUGAAGGCACCAGCCAGCAUACAAAAUAGCUGUGGGCCUUCACGCACCGUCCUGCAAGCAUUUCGCGCCACACUUUUGCUCGUACCACUUCUGGGACUACAGUAUAUUUUAACACCAUUCCGACCGGAACCCAAUCACCCAUGGGAGCAUACUUACGAAGUUAUUUCAGCAUUUACCGCAUCAUUUCAGGGCCUCUGUGUCGCCACAUUCUUCUGCUUCUUCAAUGGUGAAGUUAUUGCCCAAGUGAAGCGCAAAUGGCGUAUGGUUUGCUUUAGUAAUAGGGCUCGUGCAAAUUCCUACACAGCCACUCAGGUCUCGUUCGUGCGAUGCGGCCCGCCCCUGCCCGGCGAAGAGAAGGUAUGACUAAAGGACAUGUCAUCGAUGAAAGCGCGGCGCGCCUCCAGCGCUGUCACUGGCCGCAGCAGUGACUCAUAUUCCGGCGCCGGCGGCAGCAGUCGAUCCGCCACUCGUUUGCGCAGCAACAGCACCGCACACGGCACCCAAAAAACGCAAGCCAUGGCGUCAGCGCCCAGCGGAGUCAUAAGCGGACUGCGUAAGUUGCAAUUGCUGCGGCGAAAGACCAUCGAUCAGCUGCGCGUACGACAGCCGCUAAUGGAAGAGGGAACUGUCACAGAAAGUAUUAGUGGUCGUGGUGGUGGUGGCGAUGGCGGUUUUGGCAGUGGCGCAGUGAAUGAAUUUGACAGCAGUGCGAGUAACUGUAAUAGUCAUGGAAAAUAUGCAACUGGAAAAGUAGUUUCUGCGGCGACGACAACAGCGGCAGCAGCUGCAAUAACAACAGUCACACUUGCAGCAGCCACAGCAACUGCAGCUGCAGCUUCAGCGACAACAACAACAACAACAACGAGUAAUUACAAUAACAGCAGCAAUAAUAGAAACAGCAGCAGUGGCAGCUAUAGCCUCGAUGGUAGCAGCGCUGAUAGCAGCAAUCGCGUGGCUGGUGGCACUUUGCUCGUUACCACUACAGCUGUGCACAACAACAAUCUGCAUUUGGAUGGCAACAAAAUGGCGGAGGAGGCAUUGUAAGCAGGAGUCAGCAAAAUAAUUUUUGUGGCACGAAAAAUGCGGAAAAGCAAAAGAGUGCGAGGUGGCAGGUGGUUGAAGGUGGCUGGAGUAAUCAUAUGAUGUGGUGUAUUUAAUGGAAGGAAGUGAAAUUAGUAAGUAAUUGUAGCGCACGCGUGAUUUAUUGCUGCAUGUGCGAUAUUUUUGCUUAUAGCCAGUUUAUAACGCAUUUCUACACAUCCUCUUAGCAUUAAGAUAAGGUAAUAAAAAAUGUUGAUUAAUGAUGUGUGAUGAAUAUCUGAUAUAUGUACAUACAUAAUUUGCAAUUGGAAUAAUUUGAGUGUCAGUGUGGUAAUGAUGAUGCGCAACGAUGACGUCUAAAUGCAGAUUAUGAAUCUGGCGGAUAUUCUAAUUAAAUUUUAGUUUAGGAUUUAUGCAGGAAAAAAAUAUCGUGCAAUAUACUAAGAUUUAAGAAACAUUUCCUGAUUGAAUAUUUAUAACAAUUUUUUUAAGUACUCAAGUUAUCUGUAAGAUGACACCAUCAACUUUUGUGAGUUUAUAUUUAGCGUUAUUUCACCUCGCUUAAAUCUGGAAAUUUGUUUUAGAAAUAAUAUUUAGGUUUUUUAUAUUUUGAAUAUGAAAAUAAUACUUUCUGGCACAAAACUUAAUGAAGAAAAUAGUUUUCUCGAUAUUAAAUUAUAUGUAUAACAAGUCUAAAAUUUUGAAAUUUCGAAAACAAAUGUAGCCUUACUUGUUCUUGUUCCAUCUAUGUAUCUAUGAAAACUCGGCUACUUAAAGAAUCUUCCUUCUAUGUAGUGUAAGAACUAGCCAGUUUAGGAACUUUUGCAUUUAUUGAAUGUAAUUUUCUUAACAUCGCUAGAAAAAAAAACCCUGCAACUGAAGAUCUCACAGCCAGAUUUACUAAAAAAAAAUUUUUUUUCCGCGUAAACAAUGCCCUUGUGUAAUUUUUAAUUGAUCGA